Molecule: messenger RNA, 2841 nt
Organism: Stylonychia lemnae
Lineage: Eukaryota; Ciliophora; Spirotrichea; Sporadotrichida; Oxytrichidae
Source: the annotation of a GenBank genome assembly
AUGAAACAAUUCUUAAAAAUAUUAACUACCCACCUACUUUGUUAUUUAGUUUAACUUGAUGAGUAAUGCUAUUGGAAUUAUCCGAGAGGUUUCGGGGAUGAUACAGCCAAUUCAAUUUUCAAUGUCUUAGAUAUCGAUAAAAGCAUGAAUAUAGUAAUUGGUGGAGAAGUGAGAUCCACCAAUCUCGAUGUUCCUUCUGGUGGAAAAUAUCCCUUUAUAAUGUAUUUAAGUGCAGAUUAAUUCACAAAGUGGGGCAAAUACUAUAAAGAGAAUAAUUUAAACAUGGUGGGGCUUACAUUAGAGUAUCAAACAGAAGACUCACAAAAAGGAUUAGCAAUUUUUAAUAGCGAUUCUACAUUAGUACAAGUAAUGAUAGUGUUCUCAACAUUGGAUGGGGAAAUAUUAGCCUCUUACAGCGAUAUUACCAACAAUGGUAAGAGAUCAUUCACAUUUUUCUACCUUAACUCAUACAUUCUUGAUAAAAAUGGAAACAUCUUCUUGUCUCAAUACAUGCAAUCAAGAAACAGAAUCAUUACUUAAAAAAUUUAGCCUCUUAGUUAAAUUUCACAAUCUACUUUUUCCUCUGCAUGGAGUUUAAUAGAUGUGAACACUUAAACUGUUAUUCAGACAGCUGGCUAGUCUACUUAUCUAGAUUAGACUAAUUAAUAUUUAUAUACAGGAUCCAAAAGUUUAUAUUAUACCUCAUCUAGUACUUAUGACACUUACCUAACAUUAUCAAGGUUUAAGACUAGCGAUGGAACUCCAAGUGGAAGUUAUAGUUUUAUAUAUAAGAAAACAGCCAAUGGAGAUUCUUCAAAUAUAAUGGCUAUCGAUGUUACUAAUUUCGAUUCUCAAACUUAGAUAUUUGCUUGCGGAUCGUAUGUGUAUACAUAGUCACCCAUUGAGUAUAAGGCAAUCAUGAUGAGAGUUAGAAUUUAGCUUGAUGGAACAUUAAUAGAGGCAAGAUUAGCUGAAAUUAGUGAAAGAUCUCAAUGCCAUGCUGCAAGAGGUGUAAGUUCAACUGAAUUUUAUGUGGUGCAAAAUGAUAUAGUAAAUACCCAACUAUUUAUUUCCAGAAUCUAUUCAAUGACUACCUAGUCAGCUAGUAUUCAAAGAACUAGAUUUUAAUAUCAAUCUGCAAAAACUAUAGGAGUCUCUAGACUCCUUAACAAUUUGAAUGUGAUUUACGCUGGCUCAAUCAUUAAUUCCUAGAUAUCAAGCUCAUUUACCUAAGGAUUUCUAAUGUCGCGAGACACCAAGCUUUCUUGCUCUCCAAAUAAUUUAGACCCCUAUGUAUUUGGAGGCAAUGGAUAUUUUUAUUCUGUUUAAGGUUCUAAAAUAUCGACAGCCUUCACAAGUGUUGUUAUGACAUACUAAAAUAUAGCUAAUGAUUUAUUUAAAGCUCUUGAUCUAUCUUAAUUUAAUGUAGAUUAGAGAUACAUCUGCUCAUUUACACCUAGCAUCAAGUUAAAAGAUGAUGAAUCUUCUAUAAACUAAUUAAUAUACAUCAAAGACAUUGAUUACAUGUUUGCAUUUGAUGACUUGUUUUAAGGAGAUGAAGAUUGCUCAGAUAUCAAGAGGUUUUAUACUUUGAAAUAAGACUCCUCUAAUGCAGUCUAGUUUAUUCUUUAAAAUUAAUAGAUCCUUACUUAAAAACUAGAAAAUCUAGCACAAUCUCAGAAUUAAGUUGAAGUUACUGGCUACUUUCCUGAUGGAUAAAGCAUAAAAUUAAGUCUUAAUAUUGAAUUUAUAAAUUGUAGAAAAACUUAAGUUGUCUUGGAUUAAGAAUAUCAGGAUAUUACUUACGUAAUUGGAUAAGAGUAAAUCGUAAGAGAUCUUGGGAAUUAUAGAAUUGAUUACUCAACUGAAUGUGGUCUGCCUGACCUUCAAUAUUCCGUUUAACCUUAAGUUUCUGAUCUUAUAGAAAUUGAUUAAUCACUGAAUUAGCUUAAAAUUGAGACUUAAGAAAUAGAAAAAUAAGGUAUAUAUCAAAUCUAAUUAAAAUACAUCAACAAAUACGAUAUUACAAAUAUUUAAAAGUUCUCGUUUAAAUUGAAAGUAAAAUGCUUGCAAGAUGAUAUUAGCUAUGCUUAUCUUGGCGAUUCAAAUAGCUUCAGCUAUGAAAUUUAAUAGCCAUUAUUGAAUUUGGAUUUCAUGGCUAACCUGACCUACUAAAAUCUUUGUAGAUACAACAUUAAAUACCAGGCUAGAUUGGUGAGUGGAGAUGAUUUGCCUGAAUUCAUUUAAUUCAAUAAGGAGCUUUUGCUUUUCACUAUUUAGACUGAUGCAGUUGAAUAUAUUGGGAAUUAUAAUAUCAAGAUUAUGGCAAUUUACGAUGAGAUAGAAUAAAUCAUUAAUGAUGAAUUCUCUUUUGAGUUGAUAGUAAAUGACUUAAUUUUGACGACGACUACAACAACAACCUCUACCACUGAAACUCCAGAUCCAACUCCUACACCAACUCCCACUCCUACUCCUACACCCGACUAUUAAUUUAAACUGCACAAUAUGUGUGAAUAAUACAUAUUGUAUCGACUUAACGAGCACUACAACCACAACUACUACCACAACUACCACAACUACUACUACUACUACAACCACGACAACAACCUCAACGACAACAACCUCUACUACAACAACUACAACCACAGCUACUACAACAUCCUCAUCGACAACAACUUCAACUACAACUACUGCUACACCAGUACCUACUAAAACUCCAACACCAACUCCAACAACAACGUAAAGUGUUACUACUACAUUAAGUUUAGAAUAACUUUCUAGGCUUAACAGAUACUCACCUAUUUUCGUGAAUCUACCAUUAAACCAAAAUAUAAAAGCUGA